This is a messenger RNA of Portunus trituberculatus (swimming crab), 2218 nucleotides long. Its product is annotated as beta-1,3-galactosyltransferase 5-like. Gene Ontology annotation, molecular function: hexosyltransferase activity. NCBI's taxonomy places the organism in Eukaryota, Metazoa, Arthropoda, Malacostraca, Decapoda, Portunidae. The transcript is spliced from 2 exons. The record is from RefSeq and is a predicted model, not a curated record. Gene Ontology annotation, cellular component: membrane. The coding region runs from base 542 to 1813 and encodes 423 amino acids.
UCGCAGUGAGUCAGAUGAGCCACCUGCAACUAUCUCACCAACAGACGGGCAGGCGGCACUGCCGCGGCAGUGUGGCCAAGGACGCGGAAUUAGUAAGACGUGCCGUACUUCGCUCCGAAACACCUUGCCUGCUGCCGCUGCGGGUCCGCGUCGCCUCAGCCUCCACUGUUCCUACGCACGAAACGCCUCCAACAUGCAACUCCGCGGCACUGCGCUUCUCCUGGGCCACUAGUGAAGUGCGUUCAAGCCUGAAGGGAGUUCUGUACGCAUGCAACACAUGCACACAUGCCACGAUAACACGUAAUGUGCAAAAGGAAAAACGAGACUAGCAAGCAAACCAGUAACGCUCUAUGCUUUGUGUACCAGUGACGCCACAGCAGCCUGCACGGCACCUGAGAGGGACAAGCAUACUGACAGAGGCAGGUGUUGCGAGGACGUCACGUCCGUAAGUCUCUUCUGGGCAGCUGACUGCCUCGCCAUUGUCUUCCUUGGUGUGUGGAAGGUAGCGACGAAACACGAGGGAAACUGUUGUGCCGCCGCUAUGAAGUUCUUGUUUAGAAAGAAAUGGAAGCAGAACAAGACGCUGGCGGAGAUGCUGCCUUGGGUGGCCAUACAGAGUGAUCUCCUGGAGGCGACGCGCGGGGGCAGCCGCAGCAACAGUCCGGACCCCGAGGAGGGCGGGGCGGGGGAGAGCCGGUGUCCACGGGCGUGCCUGUUGAGGCUGCUGCAACUUGCCCUCCUGUUGGCGCUGAUGGCUGCGGCAGCAAACUUCCUGGCCGCCUGUCUCGCCUCAAUGUUGGCGACUACGCCCGUGCCAUGCCGACGCCCACUACUGUCGCCAGUGCCUGAGAACAGACUCCCACGCACCACCCCGGCUGCCCUCAUCGACCUGCACGACUUCCACCUGCUGCACGAGGCGGAGGGCGUGUGUGCUUCCGCGCGACUGUUUUUUGUAUUCUUGGUGCACUCAAAGCCAGACCACUUCCGGCAACGGCAGGCCAUCCGCGCCACAUGGGGCGGCGUGCGCGACUUGGGCGAUGAUUGGGGCGCCCGCACCGUUUUCCUGCUGGGGCGAGGCAGCGGCGGCGGAGGCAAUGAAGGAAAAGGCGCGGCGCCCAACAGUGCCGAGUUGGAUAUAGAAGGCGUGGUGUCGCGGGAGGCGGCGAGCUACGGGGACCUGGUGGUGGGGUCUUUCCUGGACCAUUACCACAACCUGACCUACAAGCACGUAAUGGCUCUGCGCUGGGCGGCGGCACGCUGUCCACACGCUACUUUUCUCGUCAAAGCUGACGACGACGCCUUUAUUGAUGUCCCGGCGCUGCGGGGGCUGCUCAGCCGCACCUUCAGUAUGCCGCCGCCGCGCCUCACGUUGGCGUGCAACGUGCUGCCGGCGGGCAUGCAGCCUCAGCGGGAGGGCAAGUGGGCGGUGAGCCACGAAGACUAUCCAUGGUCAGAAUAUCCCACUUACUGCGCUGGCCUCGCUUACGUGAUCACGCCUGCGCUGGCUGACCAGUUAGCACGAGUGGCGCAGGCAGGCGUGGCGCCACAGCUGUGGGUAGAUGACGUAUGGGUGACGGGACUCCUGGCCGAGGUGCUGCGCCUCAGACCGCAUUACCUCAACCUGCGCUACUCUUACGAGCACGACGAGCUUGUGGCGUGGGCUGCCCGUGCCCGCCCCACAGCUCCACCACCAUACACCUUCGUGCACUUGGACCCCAGCCGCCCCGACUGGCGCUUCACCCUCGACAAACUAUGGACCCACGCCCUUGCUGCUCAUCACGCAGCCCAGGCAAACCAGCUAGGAUACACGUAGCCGCUGCGGGGGCUCUCGGCGAUCACUGAGGAGUGAGCACGUGACGCUCGGGGAUGCUGCCGCGCCACCACACGAACGUGAUGAGACUCAAGUCAUGAGACAUCAGAGAGGACCCGCGUUACCUGGGGCAAGUAGGGCCUCUUUCCACACCGGUGAGGCGAGGGCACUGAAGACUGGAAGUUACGGGACACAAACCUCGUACCACAGUACUCUGAGGUUUCACCGAAACUACUGGUCUGAUGCAAUGAUCCGGGGACAAGGCUUACGCAGCAGUCUCUAUCACUACAACAUCAACUCUGCUGGCCACGACGAGAAGACUAACAUCACAUCUCGCUAACGGCAACCCCUACUGGAGACCCUGAUCACUGGCAGAGAGAGAGAGAGAGAGAGAGAGAGAGAGAGAGA